AUGCAGCAGUACAUGUGGGUGGAACAGAACUUAUCGAAUGGUGGAACACCGUUUGGUGCUGACCGGUAUGCGGCCACAGCCGCAGCGGUAGCUGCCGGAGCUGGUUCGAUGCUCCAUGGCAUACCGCCGAAGCAUGCUCAACUUGCUGGUGUUCAGCAGCAGGAAUGGCAGCAGCCACGAUCGCCAAUGCCGUCCGAUGGCCAACAAGUCCCUCAUCAACCUCAGCAUCCCUAUCCAGGUGGUUAUCCACCACAAUUUAUGCAGGGUCGCCCAUCUGGAUUCCCUUGCUAUCCCGGCUAUCCUACAAUGCCUCCAGGACAGCCGACCUAUCCAGGAAGUGCACCUCCACCGGUCGCCUACCCUCAUAUGAUGCGACCACAACAGCCAGAACUUGUUCGUAUGCCCCAGGGACCAACACCAGCUGAAUGGGCUGCUCAACAGCAACGUGCCCUCAAGGAAGGCAAUCCUCCAACUCCAGCGAGCCUUCCAGCUCCUAGUCCUGCUGCGUCAUCUGUCGCGGACGAGUCCAUGGACGACAAAUCGCGUUUGGAGUCUCCGUCUUGGUCAAAUCAGGGACAGCGUACUCCGCAUCCUAGUGCACCUCCUCAUCCAUCAGGAAUGAUGAUGCAUCCGGGCAUGAUGCCACCGCAAAGUAUGAUGCCGCCCGUGAUACAGCCCACCACACCUGCCGGGCCACGUAAAGAGAGCAUAGUGGAUAAACUUGUUGGACCACCGACGGCGGCGAAUCCACCACGGGUGAUGCCUGAACGGCGUAUGUUUUUUGAGCGCCUUGUUCAGUUUUGUGAGCAACACGGUGAACCAAUCACCAUGAUACCACAGGUAUCCAAACAAAAUGUUGACUUGCACCGAUUAUACAUCGGUGUCCGAAAUCGUGGAGGUUUUGAGCAGGUAACGAAAGACAAAGCAUGGAAAGCUAUCUGCACCGAGGCCAAUCCCGAGAUCUCGCAGUCGUCGGCUGCUGGGUAUCAGCUUCGGAAACAUUAUGAGAAGCACCUGUUGUUGCUCGAAUGUGUGGAGACGGGUCGUCGUCCAGAAGAUGCGGUGGCGUUCGCGGACGGCCUUAAGAGGCAGCGGAGGAAGGAUCCUGCUGCUUCCGCUGCUGCCGCGGCAGCCGCAGCCGGGGGAACUCCAAGUGGAUCUCUGCCUCCAUUUCCAGGCAACAAGAGGAUAUACCAUGAAAAGAUUGGUGACAAGUAG
Messenger RNA from Cooperia oncophora, 1218 nucleotides. The record is from the annotation of a GenBank genome assembly. Lineage: Eukaryota; Metazoa; Nematoda; Chromadorea; Rhabditida; Trichostrongylidae.